CUUAUUUCUUUACCAAGAAAAGCAAGCAAAUCAAAUCAAUCAAUAUUCAUUUUCAUAUUUUUUUCAUCAUCCAACAAUCAAUCAAAUCAGGCAGAUCUUUGCUGAAACAAAAAUCAUGUCAAGUGUUAAUGCAAUUUCGUGCAAUCUCAUAAAAAAAGCCAUCCCAUUAUAUGCAUUAUCCUCAACUACUAUUCCAAAACAUAGUAGAGUCGAUUCUAUACCACUUAAAGGACUCACUCCGAUGGCUACUUGGCAAAUUCCGGCGAAACAACCACCGCCGGAGGUUCCAACGGCGACUCCGAUGGAAACACCGACCGUUCCACCGGAAUUGCCCCGGAGGGCUAAUGGUCCGGAGUUUGACCCAAUACCACUUGAACAACCGGGUGAUCAACCACCAAUAUCACCCGGGCCGAACCCGGGAUUCCCCGGGCCUCCGAAUCCUUCACCGCCUAAUAAGCCUGAAGGGCCAGAUUUUCCGAUCCCGUCCCCACCGGAGCAACCGGAAGUGUUUCCGCCGCGCGGGCCGGACGUCAUUCCUCCGAAGCCUCCAGAACCAGGUGAAAUGCCACCACGGCAGCCGGUGAUUGAUCCGCCAACCGGGCCGGACUUCAUUCCGCCAGACCCGCCGGAGCCUGGAUUUCCAAAUCCAGUGACGCCUGAUAUUCCCCCUAUAAUUAUGUAGCCUCUCCCCGAU
Oldenlandia corymbosa var. corymbosa is the source of this 694-nucleotide messenger RNA. Lineage: Eukaryota; Viridiplantae; Streptophyta; Magnoliopsida; Gentianales; Rubiaceae. The record is from the annotation of a GenBank genome assembly.